Molecule: messenger RNA, 1680 nt
Organism: Contarinia nasturtii (swede midge)
Lineage: Eukaryota; Metazoa; Arthropoda; Insecta; Diptera; Cecidomyiidae
Exons: 5
Coding region: 859-1566 (235 amino acids)
Source: RefSeq, a predicted model, not a curated record
CGUCGUAAACUUUGUUUGUUGAAAUUUUCGCAAGAUUCUCUAAGAACGUCGAUUAAAUGACUUGAUUUAUUAAGAAUGUUUUUAUUGUGUUUCUUUGUGUGUGUUUUUUUCAACAAAUUGCAGAUUUGGCCGAUUCGUCGACAUGAGAGUAUACAAGUGUGAAAAAAUGUUAUCAAUUCAUUGAAAAAGUAGAAGAAUCGUCGGUAAAUUUCAAAGAAAAUCUUCACUUCAACUUUUUAUGAUAUCGAUCAUUUCAAAUAAUAAUAUUUCUUUGAUAGUUCCGGCUCGGUACCGCCCAUAUGGUUUCUUAAACUCACAAACUCACCUAUGGAUUUACGUCAUUCUUAAAUGUCAAUCUGUUUAAAUAUUGCACAAAUCGAUAAAAUAUAUAAAUUAAAUGUCUGUGACCCUCUUUCAUUGCGACGUCAUUCAUAUGACGUGAUCAAUUUUACGAAAUUUAAAGCAAAUCUUCUCAACAACUGAACUAUUUGUGAUUUGCGGUAUAAAAAGUCAUGCAUAAAAUAUGCUAUCAGCAUUUUUGUGCGCAAAGUCGGACUGUUUUGACGUCGAACACUGAUUUUUUUUAAAAAAAAGUGACAAGUAGAAUGUACAUUAAUAUUGAUAGUAUGUUCUAGAAAAAACGGCUAUUUGAAUAGCCAAUGGGUGUUAAAAUUGAAAUUACAUUUCCAGAACGAUAAAUUCUGGGAAUUACAUCGAAUAUCUGGUUAUUGCUCGAUAUUUCUUCCAAUUUGAUAUAAAAGUGUUUAUGUGGCGCAGAAAAAUUCAUUUAAAGCGUAGUUUUUUGUUGGAACCGAAUUCAUUUGAUUGUAGUCUAUCGAUGGUUUAACUUAACGAAAUAUGACUUAUAAGUUGAAUGCACUCCUCGUGUUGAGUGUUUGUCAAUUCGCCUGUACUAUGACUAUCGUAACCACUUCGCCUUCAACAGAAACAUUUGAGACGACAAUUGAACAUUUUCGGGGUGUUUUCUCAUCAUUUCCAUGUGCAAAUAAGACAAUUGUCAGUCGGAUAUUUAAUAUAAUGAAUUUAGCAUUGAAUCCAAAUAAUGCACAUUUUUCUGGAAGAGACGCAGCAAAGACAGAAUGGUUGUAUCUGAUGGUAAUUGGAAAUAGUUCAAAUAUUUCAAUCAAACGAUGGCGCGUCAUUUUGAAUAAAAUACUUGAAGCGCAUAAGUCACAAAAUGAGGAAAUUAGGGAGAAAAACGAGCAAAUGCUCGAAAUUGAUUUAACAGAAUCACAAAUUCAUCGAUUUAAUCUAUAUUUGUGCGAAGCCGACAAGCAAAUGACUUCUUCCGAUGGUGAAAUUUUCAAUCGAUAUUUUUUCGGUUUCCCAAUAGGAUUAGCACUUGGAGUCCCAGAAGAAGAUAUUAAAGAUAUUUUGGAAGACGAUAUUUACGGCAAUCAAGCGAUUGAUUAUUUAGGACGAUUGGCACAUUUGAUUUGCGGCACCAAACAUCCAAAUGCCAGUAGUCAUCGAACUAAUCAAAACAUUGUACGCGAUUUACGAGAGGCACUGGAAGGCCUUUUAAAUAGAAGCCAACAAGCAUGAGAUUUACUAUGUUUAAUAUUUAUUGUGAUACAAUUACUUACAAUGUUAUUAUUAAUUCACGCUAUAAUAAGCAACAUUUUCAUGAAAUAUAUGUUUCAAUAUUUAUGACUAUUA